AUCGGCUGCUCGCACUACCAGCGGUCUGCCAAGCUCCAAGCCCAUUGUUGUGGCAAGUGGUUUACCUGCCGCUUCUGCCACGACGAAAUCUCGGACCACAAUAUCAUCCGCAACCUCACGACCACCAUGAUGUGCAUGUACUGCUCCACCGUCCAGCCCGCAGGCCAGCAGUGCAUCAACACAGCCUGCGGCCGCAAAGUAAGCAAGUACUACUGCCACGAAUGCAAGCUCUGGGACGAUGAUCCAAAGAAGAACAUCUACCAUUGCUACGACUGCGGAAUCUGCCGAAUCGGCAAGGGCCUCGGCAUCGACUACUUCCAUUGCAAAAAGUGCAAUGUUUGCAUGGCUAUCAGUCUGAAAAACCGCCACAAGUGCAUCGAACGAAACUUGGAGAGCGACUGCCCGAUCUGUGGCGAGUACAUGUUCACGUCGACCACGACCGUGAUCUUUAUGCCCUGUGGCCACUGCAUACACUACAAAUGCCAUCAGGAAUAUAUCCACACGUCCUAUCAGUGCCCAACUUGCUUCAAAUCCCUCGCCAACAUGACCGAAUACUUUAGACGCAUCGACGCCAUGCUCGAGCAACACCAAAUGCCGCCAGAAUACGCCAAGACAGUCUCGCACAUCUACUGCAACGACUGCGAGAAGCGUUCCGACGUCAAGUUCCACUUUCUCUACCACAAGUGCGGCUUUUGCAGUGGAUACAAUACCAAGGUGCUCCGAACCUCCGAGAAAAAGUCGAUUGAGCCCGAGCCCACCACCGACACGGACGGCACCAAGCCUCUCUCGGAUCAGUCCGCUGCUCUUGACGACGCCGCCAAGGCUCCGAAUGCCGCGGUCUCGUCAGAGGCCACCUCGCUGGCUUCGUCUUCGACACCUUCGUCGUCAUCCUCCCAAGCGGAUCUGAACGAGGGGCUCAACGACGUGACCACCACCUUCACGUACCAGACGCGAAGCGCAGCCAGCAGAGGCUCGGUAUCUCGGACCCUCACCCGGCUCUUCUCAGAUCAAAACUGA
Polychytrium aggregatum is the source of this 1017-nucleotide messenger RNA. Its product is annotated as zinc-ribbon-domain-containing protein. Gene Ontology annotation, cellular component: nucleus. The annotation marks the transcript as partial. The record is from RefSeq and is a predicted model, not a curated record. Gene Ontology annotation, biological process: protein ubiquitination; ubiquitin-dependent protein catabolic process. Gene Ontology annotation, molecular function: ubiquitin protein ligase activity; zinc ion binding. The transcript is spliced from 3 exons. Lineage: Eukaryota; Fungi; Chytridiomycota; Chytridiomycetes; Polychytriales.